Hemibagrus wyckioides is the source of this 1511-nucleotide messenger RNA. RefSeq lists its product as uncharacterized. NCBI's taxonomy places the organism in Eukaryota, Metazoa, Chordata, Actinopteri, Siluriformes, Bagridae. The coding region runs from base 71 to 1114 and encodes 347 amino acids. The record is from RefSeq and is a predicted model, not a curated record. Gene Ontology annotation, biological process: response to bacterium. The transcript is spliced from 5 exons.
UCUAAGUGAGAUGUGCUCAGUUUGAUCAUCUGACAGUGUAGCAAGAAGAGACUCAGACCUCAGACUGUAGAUGAUGAUGAUGAUGAUGAUGAUGAUGAUACUGAUGUGGAUUACUUUCAUGAUUUUUAAUAAAGUCGAUUCUACAGAGAACAAUGAUAUCUCUCAGCCUGACCCACUGAUCGCUGCUGAUGUUGGUGAUAACGUGACUCUGCGCUGCUUUACACUGGAAAAUGAUAUCUCUGGAUACGUCGUUUGGUAUCAGCAAAAAAUCGGACACGAGCCUCGCAUAAUAGUCGCAGUCCAACAUGAAUCCAGUUAUGAAAAUGAGUUCAAGCCACCGAAAUUCAACAUCAAUGAAGAAAAAAGGAAAUACCAUUUAAAAAUCGCUCACGUGGAACCAUCAGAUGAAGCCAUGUAUUACUGUGGAUAUAGAAAAUUUUUAACGAGGUUUGGAAAUGGAACAUUUUUAGCAGUCAGAGGUAAUGAAGAUGUAAAAGUGUCAGUGUGGCAGCACGGCAUGUCGGACUCGGUUCCUGCAGGAGCCUCAGUGACUCUGCAGUGCUCGGUUCUCUCUGAGAGCAGAGCAGCAGAACUCCAAGUGCUCUGGUUCAGAGCUGCUCCACCACAAUCCCAUCCUCAAAUCAUUUACACUCAUCACAACAGCAGCCAUCAGUGUGAGAGCGGCUCUUCUACACACACCUGUGUGUACACCUUCACCAAGAACAUCCUCAGCCUCAGUGAUACUGGAACUUACUACUGCGCUGUGGCCCUGUGUGGGAAGAUCAUAUUUGGGAACGGGACACAAGUACAGCUGGAGUCUAAGGAUCCUGUAGUGAUCUUCCUCGCUGUAGCUUUGGGAAUGUGUGUGGUUGUGCUCUUUGCUCAUAUCGUUACCUAUAAAGGGAGAAACCGUGAAUAUUUCAGUGGAAAAUCUCAAGAACAUAUGGUAAAUAAAACAUCAAAUCAGGUAACUAAUGCUGAGAUUCUUCUUUUUCUUCUGCUUCUUAAUAGUAGCAGUAGUAGCCUUAUUAUUUCAAUUAUUUUGCUUUUUGGUUUCACAAUUAGAAAAGCCUUAUUUGAUUGGGAUUUAUUGUAUUCAGCUAUUGGAAUUUAAGUGAUUGUGAACAAGCUUCCUGAAAACUUAUGUUGAACACCGAGUUCAGUCAGUGAUACUAUUUCUGUUAGAAAUGACCUAAACCUCAAAAUAGAAAAAAACACGUGAUCAUUUCUGAUCAUUUCUUGUCUGAAUUACAUUAGCUUAAAAACUAAUACAGCUCAAAUAAGGCUAAAUGUUACAAUUUGCUAAUAUUCCCAUCACUGACCUACACUGUACACAUAAUAUUUUAAAAGAAUCUCUCAUAUCCAUUCCCACAGGGCCGUGAUGCUGUGGAGCUGAAUUAUGCUGCCUUGCAAAUUCUUAAAAAAAGUAAAAAGACAGAACGAGCUCAUGAUAAUGUGUAUUCGGAAGUGAUUUACUCUACUGUGUCUUAGAUAGUAGAUGUCAAUGAGUU